CGCCGCUAGGGUUUUCUCUCUCGUACUCUUUAGGCGUGGAGAGCUUCUUCAAUCGGUUCACUGCCGCCGUCUCUCGCGAAUAUCAGCUUCAGGUAACUUAGAAGGUAGAAGAAGGCAUGGCUUAUGCAGCAAUGAAACCUGCCAAGGCAGGAUACGAGGAUUUGCAGGAGCAGAUUCACAAAAUCAGGAUUACUCUCUCCUCCAAGAAUGUGAAAAACCUUGAGAAAGUGUGUGCUGACUUGGUACGUGGAGCUAAGGACAAGUCCCUUCGGGUUAAGGGACCUGUGAGAAUGCCCACCAAGGUUCUUAACAUCACUACCCGGAAGGCCCCUUGUGGAGAAGGAACCAACACAUGGGACAGAUUCGAGCUCCGAGUUCACAAGCGCGUUAUCGAUCUUUUCAGCUCUCCGGACGUGGUUAAGCAGAUCACUUCCAUCACUAUUGAGCCCGGUGUCGAGGUUGAAGUCACCAUUGCCGAUUCUUAAAAGGAGCAAUCUUUCGUAAUGGUUUUGUGUUUUUGCCUCGAUAUUUGUUCUUGGCAAUGAGCUUAUUGAUGGUGCAAGAAGUACUUUAAUAGGAUUGAGGUUCAUGGUUUCUUCCGUACCUUUUUUCAUUUCAAAGAAGUUGGUAUUUUGGACAAAUCUUGAAAUUUUGGUGCAACUGCUUUGAUGUCUUGAUGGUAUUCAACUUUGGUUUUCUGAUGA
Molecule: messenger RNA, 704 nt
Organism: Tarenaya hassleriana
Lineage: Eukaryota; Viridiplantae; Streptophyta; Magnoliopsida; Brassicales; Cleomaceae
Product: 40S ribosomal protein S20-2-like
Exons: 4
Coding region: 117-485 (122 amino acids)
Biological process (GO): translation
Cellular component (GO): cytosolic small ribosomal subunit; ribosome
Molecular function (GO): RNA binding; structural constituent of ribosome
Source: RefSeq, a predicted model, not a curated record